Molecule: messenger RNA, 140 nt
Organism: Funneliformis mosseae
Lineage: Eukaryota; Fungi; Glomeromycota; Glomeromycetes; Glomerales; Glomeraceae
Source: the annotation of a GenBank genome assembly
AUGUUUAAUGCUGCAACUUUAUAUUUAAAUGAUAAGUCUGGAAUUAAGGAUGAAGUAUUGGGUGAAAAAUAUAUGAGAUUAGCUGCUUAUAAACAACAUAAGCAAGCUAUCGAAUAUUUUAAGAAAAAGGACUGGACUUU